Messenger RNA from Lucilia sericata (common green bottle fly), 1594 nucleotides. Its product is annotated as gamma-butyrobetaine dioxygenase-like. Gene Ontology annotation, biological process: carnitine biosynthetic process. Bases 49 to 1308 code for a protein of 419 amino acids. The transcript has 5 exons. Lineage: Eukaryota; Metazoa; Arthropoda; Insecta; Diptera; Calliphoridae. The record is from RefSeq and is a predicted model, not a curated record. Gene Ontology annotation, cellular component: mitochondrion. Gene Ontology annotation, molecular function: oxidoreductase activity.
CGACAACACUAAAAGCAAGAGGUACUAAGUUCCCACACAAAACGCACCAUGAUUCUAACGAGACAAAGCUUGCAACAACUUGCCAGGGGCAUGAGCAAACAAUUGAAUACCAGCAAAGGAUUUGUCAGACCUUUAAGUGCUAGUGUUAAAGAAGGUGAUCAGUUGGUUUUGAUUAAAGAUUCCAAGGAUUCAGUGGAAUCCACAUUACAUUUUCCCGGUGUUUGGUUGCGUGACAAUUGUUUGUGUGAUAAGUGUUUCCAUAAGGACUCUUUGAGUCGUAAACCUUUGCGUUGGAAUAAUUUCGAUUGUGAUGUUAAAGUGGAGAAAAUUAAUGUGGAUGAAAAUAACAAGGAGGUGCAUAUUGAUUGGUCAGAUAAACAUCAAUCUACUUUUAGCCUGGAUUGGCUAAAAGAGCGUAGUUUCAAUAAAGAACGUCAAGAUAAGUAUAUCGACAGCUGGUAUCGCCCUAAACCGGAACCCUGGAGUAAAGAGGAAUUCCCAAAAAUUUUGAAAAAAUUCCAAUACAAAGAUAUUAUGGAAAAUGAUGAAGCUCUUAAGGAAUGGUUGGAAACUUUAGCUGUUCAGGGUGUUAGCAUGAUUAAAAAGGCCCCUUUGGAUAUUGGUGUCGUCAAGACUAUUUGUAAUCGCGUCGGCUUCAUUAGAAAGACUACUUAUGGUGAAGAGUUUAGUGUUAUAUCACGUCCAGGAGCUAAAAACUACUCUUAUCUUUCGGAGCCUUUGCCCCUACACACCGACUUGCCUUAUUAUGAAUACAAGCCCAGUGUAACCAUAUUACACACAUUGGAACAAUCCCAGUCAAAAGGAGGUUGGAAUGCUUUAGUCGAUGGUUUUCAUAUUGCCAAUCAAUUGAAGGAAACACAUCCUGAAUAUUUCAAGAUACUAACAGAAACUUUGGUGGAUUGGUGUGACAUAGGACAAGAUGGAGGUAUACAAUUCCAUAACAUAUUAAGAGCUCCCGUCAUAAACAUUGACAAGGAUGGUCGUUAUACACGCAUCAAUCACAGUGUUCCACAACGUGACAGUCACUUUACCAUUGAUAUUGACAAGGUGGUGCCCUGGUAUCGUGCCAAUGCUUUAUUCGUGCGUAUGGCUAAUGAACAAACAGUGAAUUUCAAAACUGAGCCAGGAGAUGUUAUAACUUUCAACAAUUUACGCAUGUUGCAUGGACGUACCGGUUAUGAUGAUACCGAAAAUAAUGUACGACAUAUUGUCGGAGGUUUUGUCGAUUGGGAUAUUGUCUAUUCGAAAUUGAGAGUACUCAAGACAGCCUUGAAAAAUAAGGUUUAAAGUAACAAAUUAUUUCGCAAUACGCCUAAAGAUAUUAUUAGCGUUUUUGUUUCUUUUUUACUGUUUAUAAAAAGUAUUACACUUAAAGUAUAAAAACUACUAACUCGUACUUGAUUAAGUUUAACACACUAAUACUUUUCAUUAUAAACAAAAUAUGUUUAGUUUAUAAUCGUAUGAUUUGACAAAUUAAUAUUUUCUCAACAAUAUUUGCUUUGUCAUUUAAGAACUUUAAUUUUUUUGCUAUUUUGUUUAGAACAAUCAGUUCAAUAGGUUAAUUUGUAUUAUG